Molecule: messenger RNA, 3271 nt
Organism: Malaya genurostris
Lineage: Eukaryota; Metazoa; Arthropoda; Insecta; Diptera; Culicidae
Gene: pigeon
Product: protein pigeon
Exons: 5
Coding region: 308-3118 (936 amino acids)
Biological process (GO): positive regulation of amyloid-beta formation
Cellular component (GO): trans-Golgi network
Source: RefSeq, a predicted model, not a curated record
GCUGAUAUCACUAAUAGAUGUGUUUCGUGUUUGUCGUAUAGUGCUAGAUAUCGUCUAAUUGCAGCACCAAUUUAGUUUUUUCUCAAUUGUGUUUCUAUUCCUAAAUGGAAUAAAAGCUAUUGUGUACUGAUUCUGAAUCUCGAUAGUUUGUAACGUAAGUUACAAACCACCACAAAACUAUUUGAAUUUUGAUAAGGUAUAGCAAUUUUUCGUGAGUUAUCGAUUUUCUCAUCGGUUGAGGUUCUGUACGUAAAAGCUGAAUGGAUGUGACGGAAUUCACUUAACUGUGAAACUAGUUUAAUCAAAGAUGUUGAAACAAGAAAACCUCGCAGCUAACUUUUGUGGUUUGCUUUCGAUUGCCGGAAGUAAAGACAUCGCUAUUGAGUGGCGGAUUUUGGGAAAGGAGCAGGAUGGAUCUUUGCUCGCUAGUUGGAUUUCAUGCCAUCCAAUCAAUCGCAAUGAUCAAAAGAGUAAGAUUGGAACAUACUCCCCCAAACACAAAUCACUGGAGGUUUUAUAUACGUUUUGUGGGAGAGAAAAUGUGAUUCAAGCUUCUGUAAAUUUGACCAAGACUCUGCUACUUUAUACCGUCAAAGAAUCGAAACACGUAGAGUCUGGAAGAAAGACGCACAUUUAUAGAUCCUUUCUAGUAGAAAUUAAAAGAAAUGAAGAAGUUGAGCCACUCAUGCUGAUGGAAGUGGGUAGAGACCAUCAGAUGAUGGCUCAGUUUUUGUGGCGGAAUUUAGCUACUUUUGAAAAGAGCCAACAGGACAAAUUCAUAUUGUUGAUCCACCACGAACAGGUUAUUGUGUACACUGCAACUUUGAAGAAAAAGUUGACUGAGGGCGAACAUGAUCUGAUCGGAAGUAGUUCCAAACUUGACUACAAUAAUCCGGCUGCUUGGUAUUUUGACAAAUCAUGUCUCAAAAGCGAAACGAUUACCAAGGGGUUUGUUUGGGCUCAAUGGGACGCAUCUGUGCAGGCACUUUAUUACAUUCACAUGAAGCCCGCACCGAAAACUUUGUUUGAGAAAGACGACGGUUUAACCGAGAAAAAAAUGAAGCCUACCUUAUCGGCUUUCCAGUUCCAUGACGACCUCCGUACCGAAACGGUUCUAAAUAUUCCGCUGAAUUUGCCAAACAUUCCAACGUCUAGCUCGGGAACGGAGGAUAUCUACGAAGACGAUACAGUUCCGUUACGCAUUCAUGAUUCCUCUCUUAACCUGAUCAUCGUUAGUGACCCGGUCGGAAUGCUGUACGUUUGCCACUACUACCUGUAUCAACCGAUCAAACAAUCGGACGAGGAGGCGUCCACAUCGCAGAGCAUCUGCGACGUUCAUUUCGCUUAUUCCGUCACAAUCCUCCAUCAUGGCUGCGUAAUUCAUUGCAUCAUUCCGGGCAUUCCGUGGGAGAAGGCAAAAUCGAUGAAACCAACCUUUACGAUGCACGGCGAUCAUCACAUGCUGGUGUUUCAGGCGGACAUCUUCAUGCACCUGCUGGAUGUGGGAGUGUCACACGAGCCGUGCUGUCACAUUGUGUGCCCACCAUUCACGAGACAACCGGUGACCCAUUUGGUGCCAUGCUUCGUCACCAACAAUAUUUGCUACGAUUCGGUCACGCUGGAUCUGAUUUCGAUCACCAUUCCGAAGGGACAUCUGAUUGAGGCAUUCCGCAACGACACUUCGGUGGACAACCGGUUGGCAAUUGUGCACUAUUUUUUGGCCCAUUCCAGCGGGGAUAUCGUAAGCAUUUUCUCAGAGCUCUUGAGGAUCAUUAUGGAACGUCCGCUCCAUUUGGACACGGUUCCUCUGCUAAAAGAAGCCCUCAUUUCCGGGUCCUAUGCAUCCGCUAAGAAAGGUCUUUCACAGGACCAAUUGGCUCUGUUUCGGCUAUUGCCACUGACCACGUGUAACACUUCGAAGCCCAUACAGGCAAAGGUGUCCAAUCUAAACGUUGGCCUGUCACACGAAACUCUCUAUAACACAUCGAUGAUGUUACUGUCGCCCCAGCAACGGCUGUCACCGUACCGUAAGGAUAUCUGGACUUGCCUGUGGGAAAGGUUGAACGACAAUAAGGAGCGAGCUCGUUUUGCUCAAGAACAGGUGACGGAAAAAUUGAUGUAUUCACUGACUUGCUACCAACCGGAGGCACUGUCUCGCUGCACCACUCCCAUGUCUCCGGCAAACCCGAUCAUGAAUGUUGCGGCUGAAUUCGCUGCUGCCAGUUCGCGACGAAUUCAGAACGAUUUGUUGCCGUUCGUUGAAACGGAAGCUUGCACGGCCAGCAAACAGGAACUGGUGCUGAAUGUUAAUCUAAGGGAACUAAGCAUGCAUUUAGUGAAGCACAGCGUCAAAGAGGUUAGCGGAUUCCGAUGGUUGAAAAAUGCUUUCUACGAUAGUAACCCUGCUCCGUCGCACGUGCAUGCCGUUGCCACCAGAUACGUUGCGGCACAACUGGAACAAUCGCGCGCUCUCUGCAUGCUUGUAUGCAAAACAGCUGGGUUGGAUUUGGUGCUGGAGACUGAAAGAGGAUUCGCUUUGGUGGAUCAACUGAGCAGUUCCCAACAGCUGAGACUAUUCACGUUACUGGAACGAUACUGUCUGGCAGCGGAAUCGCUUGCAUUUCCAUUUCCUUUGGGAUACUCAUCCUUUUUCACGUACCUGGGUUAUCGGGCACUAACGUUUGACAACUUUAUGCAAUACGUCGAACACCACGUACUGGAGUUGCAGAUUGACGUGGUCAAGGUCAUCAUAGCCGACAUGGACGAUUCGACCGAGGGUAUCCAACGAAAGCUGAGCAUUCUGAUGAUGCUUCCCCGGUCACGUGCCAGACGCUUGCUGAACAACUGGAACCAUCCGGUCAGUACGAUGCUGAAGGGUAGGGAGCACGCCACGAAUAUACUCUCCGGAAACUCGGUCCAUUUGCGCGGAUAUUCGCAAAUCAAAAAACGCGAAUACAAGCCAAAAGAUCUGGGCGAGGAUAUGAGUGCCGUACAAAAGAUGCAGGAACCGUUAGACUGCUUCCUGGAUUUACUGACUGCCAAAGCUAGUUUGAAUGAGUUGGAUUUUAACCUGUUAAUUGAAACCACCCUCAGCUCAGUAGAAGAUUUUGAGCUGUAGAAUAUCAACUCCAACAAAUAAAAUAUCAUCCUUGACGUUUAGUAAGUAUUCAAAUAUUACAAUUUUAAUUAGGGCCGUUGUGCAAUGUUUUAACUAAAAUUUAACACAAUUCCCCAAAUGAGGCUACAAAUAAACCUUCAUGAAUAGCAAUUA